Molecule: messenger RNA, 2806 nt
Organism: Ipomoea triloba (trilobed morning glory)
Lineage: Eukaryota; Viridiplantae; Streptophyta; Magnoliopsida; Solanales; Convolvulaceae
Product: proline-rich receptor-like protein kinase PERK15
Exons: 8
Coding region: 340-2553 (737 amino acids)
Biological process (GO): protein phosphorylation
Molecular function (GO): protein kinase activity; ATP binding
Source: RefSeq, a predicted model, not a curated record
AAUGAGUUGUACUUCAGAAUUAAAAACUGAACUGUGAGCAGUGAUGGCAGAGUGAAGCGAACGAUAACCCCACCAAAGGCUGAACGAUUUCCCCCUUUUUUUUAUUUAUUACUUCUUAAAAAUUUUCGUGGAUUUUUAAAGCACUUUAGCUAGAGAAUUUUUAGUUAUUUCUCAGCUCAGAAAUGAGAAAUUCAUUUAUAAUUUAUUUCUGGACCUCUCAAUCUUCACUCUGUAGCUAACGCAUGCUCCUAGUCGAUUCCGGAGCUGGUUCGGGUCUGACCGCCGGCGAUUUCAUCGAAUCUCUCAGAUCUGAAUCGGUGAUACUCAUCGGCGCCAGUAAUGUUGCACUUCGCUGAGCUGCUGCUGGUUUUCUCCACUCAAAACGGAGUGGUAAGGAAGGUCAAUUGCUUAGUGCUGAAACAUUUGCUUGUGCUAUUUUAUGUCUUGUCUAACACCAGUCUACCGGGUAAGCUGUUGGAAGCUGAUGCUCUAGCUACAGUCAGUACACCUUUGACAGCAUCCUCUAUACCUGAUUUACCUAUACGGGCUGAUCUUCCUAUAUUUCAUAAACCACAUUGGAAACAUGCUCCUCCUUAUGUUGCACCAGGGCUAGAGCUAGUUCCGGCUCAGCCUCCUAAGUAUGGUCCAUUGGUAACUUAUGCACACCCUCCUUCAAGCUCCCACUUGUCCAGACCAUUAAUGAAGAAGAGUGGAGUAGUACCUCCGACUGCAGGGCUCUUACCUCCAAAAUUUGAUCAGAUUGCUCCAACACAAUCAAGUGCUAGUAGUAUACCUUUGGCUCAGCCACCACUUUCACCUCAAACUUCUGACUGUUGUGGACCAGACAUGGUACUUAAGAGAGGAAGUCUGCCUUGCAACUGUGUGUACCCAAUAAAGAUCGAUCUUCUCCUUUUGAAUGUCUCAUCUAACCCACAUUGGAAUAAUCUUUUUCUAAAUGAAUUUGCUAAACAAUUGGGUUUGCAGAUUUCUCAAAUUGAGCUAAUUAACUUUUAUGUUAUUGAUUUGUCAAAACUUAAUAUCUCAAUGGACAUUACACCAUACAAGGGAAUUAGCUUUUCAGCAAUCGAAGCCUCCAACAUAAACUCUUCAUUGUAUAUGCAUAAGGUUCAUCUAAACCCUGCAUUAGUAGGUGGUUAUCAACUUCUCAAUAUAACCUGGUUUAAAGCUCCAGCCUCAUCUCAAGCACCUCUAGCUGCUAUGUCACCAAUGGAAGCAGGUCCACACCUACCUUCAACUCAUGCCCCAUUCACCCCUGCAGAUAAGGGGAAGCAUCCAAACUUGAUUCUUAUUGUGGGAAUUGUUGCUGGCAUACUUAUCUUUGCAGUUAUCUCCAUGCUGAUAAUUUAUGCCUGUGCUUCUAAGCGAGGAAAGAAGAAAAGAUCACCUAACGAGACUGUGAAGCCUAGGAGUGUAGAUUCAAUUCAAACUGUAGGGUCUUUUGCCCAUCCUACAAGUACAAGGUUUCUUGCAUAUGAAGAACUGAAAGAAGCGACAGCUAACUUUGCACCAUCUAGUGUCCUUGGAGAGGGUGGUUUUGGCAGGGUGUUCAAGGGUGUAUUAAGUGAUGGUACUGCUGUGGCCAUCAAGAGACUUAGUAGUGGAGGACAGCAAGGAGAUAAAGAAUUUCUAGUUGAGGUUGAGAUGCUUAGUAGACUACACCACCGAAAUCUUGUGAAACUUAUUGGCUAUUAUAGCAGUAUUGAUUCUUCACAAAACCUACUGUGUUAUGAGCUUGUUCCUAAUGGAAGCUUGGAGUCUUGGCUUCAUGGCCCUUUGGGGGUAAACUGCCCUCUGGACUGGGACACCAGAAUGAAGAUUGCGCUUGAUGCUGCAAGAGGACUUGCGUACUUGCAUGAGGACUCCCAACCAUGUGUUAUCCACAGGGAUUUCAAAGCAUCCAAUAUUUUGCUUGAGAACAACUUUCAUGCUAAAGUAGCUGAUUUUGGUCUAGCAAAACAAGCCCCUGAAGGCCGAGCAAAUUAUCUGUCUACCCGUGUUAUGGGCACAUUUGGGUAUGUAGCCCCUGAAUAUGCUAUGACCGGGCACCUAUUAGUAAAAAGUGAUGUCUACAGUUACGGGGUUGUCCUCCUUGAGUUGUUGACUGGAAGGAAGCCUGUGGACAUGUCACAACCAUCAGGACAGGAGAAUCUUGUUACUUGGGCCAGGCCAAUCCUAAGAGAUAAAGAUCGACUGGAAGAACUUGUUGAUCCACGACUUGAUGGGAAGUAUCCGAAGGAAGAUUUUGUACGGGUUUGCACAAUUGCUGCAGCUUGUGUUGCUCCAGAAGCAAAUCAACGGCCUACAAUGGGGGAGGUUGUACAAUCACUAAAGAUGGUGCAGCGCGUAACUGAGUAUCAGGAUUCCACAGCAAAUUCCAACCCUCGACCCAACCUUAGGCAGUCAUCCACAACCUUUGAAUCCGAUGGUACAUCAUCAAUGUUCUCUUCUGGUCCUUACUCUGGCUUGAGUGCAUUUGAAAUGGACAUCUCUCAGACAGCCGUAUUUUCUGAAGACCUACAUGAAGGACGAUAACCAUUCUUACAAUCUGAACUGCAGUAGAACUUUGCAGGGAAUUUUUGUGAUGUAAUGGCAGAUCUUUCUUUCCCCCUUGUAUUUGAUUCCCCUUGGGCUGGGAUGGUGGGGCUAUUCAUCCCUUGUAGAGAACCAUUGUUCAGUCAGUUUUUCAAUGUGGUAACUCUCUACUGUUGGAUGAGAGCUGUACAUAUGUUUGAUACCAUCGCUUCUUUUUCAUAUUGGAAAUGUAUUGUUGGGUUCUACUACUUAA